This is a messenger RNA of Guyanagaster necrorhizus, 1910 nucleotides long. RefSeq lists its product as uncharacterized. The transcript is spliced from 2 exons. The record is from RefSeq and is a predicted model, not a curated record. Gene Ontology annotation, molecular function: protein kinase binding; cyclin-dependent protein serine/threonine kinase regulator activity. NCBI's taxonomy places the organism in Eukaryota, Fungi, Basidiomycota, Agaricomycetes, Agaricales, Physalacriaceae. The coding region runs from base 104 to 1561 and encodes 485 amino acids. Gene Ontology annotation, cellular component: cyclin-dependent protein kinase holoenzyme complex; nucleus. Gene Ontology annotation, biological process: regulation of cyclin-dependent protein serine/threonine kinase activity.
CCUUCCCUUCCACUUCCCUCUUAUCCGUCUGCUUCUUUAUAUGCAAUACCACCUUUAUAUGCAAUAUCACGCAUAACAUAUACAUUCUACUCCUCAUUCUCAUAUGAUGUCGGCUCGUUCGUCCCAUCGCCGCCAUCCGGCUUCUCUCAUCCCAAUUGCUGCGCAUAAUCCGUAUCUCGUGAAUCUCAUGGCAUCCCAGGUCUCGACGGACAUGAUUGAUUAUGUUGCUCAGCGAACGAUAAAAAUCAUCCGUCUUGAUUGUAACUCCCCCGUCGAAGGAACCUCGCCACAUUCACUGCAAAAUUUCAUCAGUCAUAUUGUCAACAAAGCUGGUGUGAAUGUCUCGACCCUCUUGUCUUGUCUUGUCUAUCUGGAGCGAUUUCGAAGGAAGCUGCCCACGGUCCCCGGAGGUCUGCCUUGCACAAUUCAUCGCAUCUUCCUUGCCACGCUCAUUGUGACCUCUAAGUAUCUCAACGAUUCAAGUCCGAAGAACAUUGAUUGGGCCGCACUCUCGGACCUCUUCACCGUCACAGAGAUCAACUUGAUGGAGAUUCAGCUACUGUAUCUGCUAGACUACGACCUGCGAUUUAGCGAGGAGGAAGCGUGCGCUAUUUUUGCUCCGUACAUGACUAUUGUAGCUCGCCAGGCCAGUACGCUAGCAUCCGCAGUCGACAAGGUUGCAAAGGCUGGCAAAACAAGAGGAGCACUUUCUCAGGAGCAGAAGCCGCAACAGCCUCUCACGCCAUCAGAGGACGUUCUCUCUGCGCCGUGCGCCGUUUCUCGCCCGAUUUCGCUGGUCCGUGGACUUGCUAUCCGCCUUUCCAAGGCUCACAUUCGUGCGGAUUCCGUUGACCCCUUGCCUAUGCCGAGCGCUCUGACAUCAAACUCAACGUGGACCACCUCGUUUUCGUCAACUUGUUCAAGUGAUAUCUGUUCACUGAUAGAUGAUACUGGCUCGUCGUCUAGUUCGUCAUCGGGAAUAAGCUCAGAAUCAGAAUCGGAGACUGAGGAGCACGUCGAGCCGCGUGUCCACUUCGGCUCAUAUGGUGACCACCAAGUUCUAGCAAGGGAGGAAAUGGUGGCGCCAGGCAAAAAACCUUUUAUUGUUCGUCUGUCGCGCGGAAAUCAGCAUAUCGCCCAGAGUCGAUCUCCAAAGCCGUCAGAUGCGUCCUCUGUACGCACGGUUACACCGCUCUCUCUGGCGAAAUCGUCCUCACUUCCAUCUAUUUCGUCGCUGCAGUCUCAACGAACCUCUGGCAAGCGUUCAGUAUCAGGAGCUACGGCUAUAGUUACUGGAGUCAAGGUGUCGUCUAUCACGACUAGCGUGUCGAUGCCUGUGAUUACGAGAAGUGCUCCCUCCGAUGGCUUUCUCAGCAGCAUGUGGGAUGCUGCAAGGGGUCAGGCUCUGGGACGCAGCAAGAGUGUGCCGUUGGACUACGAUACGAUGUAUUCGGGGCAAGGAGCCGAACACGUUAAAAAGACUCGUGCUUGUGCAUUCGAGAGCGGCGAAUACACGAAAUCGAGGCUCCUUCAACGUCUAGAGAAUGCUGUCUCAAAAUGACGGCGGCUCGGCGUACGACUCGAUAUUCGGUACUAAGCAUCAAAAAGCCAACACUUGGCUCAUACUCUCAUUUUUCGCAUGGACAACGGACUCUUUUAACUCUUCGGUUUAUCAUCGCUUCACUAGAGGUGCAGAGACACUACUUAUCUUUCAUCCUCAUCGCUUUCGCAUCGCUAUCCUGUCAUUAUUCAUCAGCUUUUGGGACUGCUCAUUGGAACGCUGCUAUAAAGGAUUAUCAUACUAUUGCUAUACGGACAACAUUUACCAUCAUGUACCACCACGCGUCACUAUCUUGUUCAGACUCAGUGUAUCAUUUCUCAUAUUAUAUACUACUUGGGUACUGUCUGCG